Messenger RNA from Saxophila tyrrhenica, 675 nucleotides. RefSeq lists its product as uncharacterized. The record is from RefSeq and is a predicted model, not a curated record. NCBI's taxonomy places the organism in Eukaryota, Fungi, Ascomycota, Dothideomycetes, Mycosphaerellales, Extremaceae. The coding region runs from base 1 to 675 and encodes 224 amino acids. The transcript is spliced from 2 exons.
AUGUCAGCCACCACGGAGCAGACCAGCGAGAAGCAGCCCUCCCAGCUGCCGGAGUGGGAGCAUGAGGCUGCUGGCAACAGUCGAGAUGGCCGCCAGAACAUCUCGACAAGAGGCUCGACGAAGGCUGCGAUGUCCGCCAAGCUGGACAGGAUGAUGCCGCCGCAUAGGAAGUAUCUUGGGAUGCGCAGGAAUGUCCUCCUCUGGGUGCUGCUUGCGAUUGUGCUCGCGCUUUUGGCGCUGAUCAUUGGCCUGGCAGCUGGCCUGUCGUCUAGUUCUGGCGGCCAAAACCUCCCUCUCCCCAGCAACACCGAAGACUUCGUCGGCGACCUCACAUACUACGAAGCCGGCCUAGGCGCCUGCGGCGAGGUCUCCGACCAAGACGACAACAUAGUCUCGAUCUCGCAUUACGUUUUUGACGCGGCAGGCUCGUCGACAGAUACCGGUGGGAAUAGCAACGCCAACCCGCUGUGCGGAAAGAUGAUCCGGGCGGCCAGAUACGAUGAACAAUACGGCGAGCGGAGGAGUGUCGACCUGAAGGUGGUGGAUAGAUGUACGGGUUGCGAGCCGGAUGAUAUCGAUACCACGCUUGGGGCAUUUGAGAAGUUGGCAGAGCAGGAUCUCGGGAGGGUUGAUGUGACUUGGGCAUGGCUGGAGCCUGUGGCUACUGGGAAGUGA